AUGGCGACGACAAUUCCUCGAAGGUCAGAGGGAGGACACCGCAGCCCCCACAGGUUUGCAGGAAGAGAACUGCAGCAUGAUCAGCCCACGCCCAUCAUUAGUCCCCACUGGACCCGACAGCAGUCAGGGCUCGUUCCCAAGCCACAUCCCCUCAACCCGGUAAGUUCACUUGCACCUGUGGAGGUUCCUGCCUCCAGCACUUCAAUUCCUUACCUGAGAGCUCUUUAUGGCACUGAAGAAGCUUAUCCUGGCCAGCAGGUGCAGCCUGCAGUGUGGAGGAGCCCGCCCUCCUCUCCCGCUUCCGAAGGUGCCCCCGCCGAGGCCGGCGGGGACGCGGUCCGAGCCGCGAGCACCGCCCCCUCGCCUGCCCAGCAGCAGCACGAAUGCGGCGACGUGGACUGUCAGGAGCCCCGCGAAAACCCCUGCGACUGUCACAGGGAGCCGCCCCCCGAAACCCCAGACAUCAACCAGCUGCCGCCAUCCAUCCUGCUCAAGAUAUUUUCCAAUCUAUCCCUGGAUGAACGUUGCCUUUCUGCAUCGUUGGUUUGCAAGUACUGGCGUGACCUUUGCUUAGAUUUCCAGUUUUGGAAGCAGCUGGAUCUUAGCAGUCGUCAGCAGGUCACUGAUGAAUUAUUGGAAAAAAUUGCAUCAAGGAGUCAAAAUAUAAUUGAAAUCAACAUUUCUGAUUGUCGCAGUAUGUCUGAUACUGGCGUAUGUGUUCUAGCAUUUAAGUGUCCUGGACUUCUUAGGUAUACGGCCUACAGGUGUAAACAGCUUUCUGACACCUCUAUUAUUGCGGUUGCCUCUCACUGUCCUUUGCUUCAGAAAGUUCAUGUGGGCAACCAGGACAAGCUAACUGAUGAAGGACUGAAACAGCUGGGCUCAAAAUGCAGAGAACUCAAAGAUAUUCAUUUCGGCCAGUGUUACAAGAUCUCAGAUGAAGGCAUGAUCGUCAUAGCUAAGGGCUGUCUGAAAUUACAGAGAAUAUACAUGCAGGAAAACAAAUUAGUGACAGAUCAGUCAGUGAAAGCAUUUGCUGAGCAUUGUCCUGAACUUCAGUAUGUUGGCUUCAUGGGUUGUUCGGUUACUUCUAAAGGAGUCAUCCACCUCACCAAGCUAAGAAACCUUUCCAGCCUGGACCUUCGUCAUAUCACUGAACUGGAUAAUGAAACCGUGAUGGAAAUUGUCAAGAGGUGCAAAAAUCUUAGCUCUCUCAAUCUCUGUCUGAACUGGAUCAUAAAUGACAGGUGUGUGGAGGUCAUUGCAAAGGAAGGACAGAACCUGAAAGAGCUGUACUUGGUGUCCUGUAAAAUCACAGAUCAUGCACUGAUAGCCAUUGGGCGAUACAGCAUGACAAUAGAAACGGUGGACGUUGGAUGGUGUAAAGAAAUCACAGACCAAGGAGCCACCCUCAUUGCACAGAGCAGCAAGAGCCUGAGAUAUUUGGGGCUGAUGAGAUGCGAUAAAGUCAAUGAAGUGACGGUGGAGCAGCUGGUGCAGCAGUACCCCCACAUCACCUUCAGCACCGUCCUCCAGGACUGCAAGAGGACCCUGGAGAGAGCCUACCAGAUGGGCUGGACCCCCAACAUGUCAGCCGCCUCCUCCUAACGCCCCUGCCACGCUCAGGCCACGGGGAUUGGUUGGCAGGGCAGACAGGAGUCGGCGAUGUGGGGCGGGCGAUCUCUUGGGAAGGUUCUAACUGUCACCCGUCUGUGUGUGUCCCCGAGUGUGUGUAUUUGUGUCUCGUUUGCCUACUGCCUAGCAUAAGCGCAAUUGCUGUUUAUUCCCCAGUGAGCUGGUUUUUUUCCUUAAAAGUUAAAGAUUUUAAAAGCCACAAGCCUUUUUGUUUUUAAGUUCAGAGGCUUAUUUCUCUAAAAAAGUGUUUUUACUGUGGAAUAAAAAAUAAAUAUUGAACCUGUUAUUUUGAGCUUCUGAUUCCUGCCAGUUGGUGACGCCCUAAAACGAAGGCAACUGCGUUCUUUUCUGGUGAGAUAGACUUGUGCCCUUCUGCUGUGACGACCAGAACAUGAGUGACGUCACACUAGCUGGAAGCCUGGGAACCAUAUACAUGCACACGCGAACCAGGGCAGUUUCUCUCUAGGUCACUUUCUGACAGGGGCCUCCCUCCAGGCCACCGGGAGAGCACGCUGUCCACUGUGGCUCUGCCUAACUCUGCGUCCACAGGUGGCCAUUUGCUAUCUGGUAGGUGACUUAGGGACUAGACAGGAUAAAGCCUUUUGUGCAAUUGUUAUGUGGAGGCAACAAUCCCCUGGUCAGCUCACAAAAGUUAAUUAUUCAUUAUUCUACAAAUGUGUUGUGUUGAGUACUAAAUAUUUUAGUUGAGUUUUACGUUAACAUUGUGUUAGCUUUUAUUUCAUGGAUAGUAAUUGGUCUGGAUGUAUUUUAAUGAUAUUUGGAGCUAAUCUUAGCAUUAUCCACAUUAAAGCCACCAAUGUAAUUAAUAGUGUGAAGUUAUUUUUUAAAACUCUACAGAUCAUUUAAUUAUUUUUGUUAAUUUGGGUAAUUAUGAAAUUAUAUUUCUGAGAUUUGGGGGUAGUCACAUAAAUAGAAUAUGAAUGAGUGAGAUAGAAGUAGACAAUCUGUUGUUGUUGCUUUGCUUUGGGCUUUAGAACAGGUCUUUUGGUUAUACGCAUGUUAUUUUUUUUAAUAGUUCUUAUGCUAUUGCAAAGAUCUAUUGCUGGUUUAUGUAUGAGUUAAGAAAAAUUAUAAAAUCUUUUCAUUAAGAUUCUGUUUACACUUGUCAGAAAUAAGCGUUUCUUUGUUUAAAGAUUGACACCUUUCAGUUAAGAAAAUAUCUGUGUAAAUGAAUAUAUGUUUUGAUUUCACAUAUCUUUACAAUUAAUUCAUAGUAGGGACUCAGGCUCAAAUAACCUUUCCUGUGUCUAGAUUUAUAAUCAAGACAGCAGGGAGCCUUUUUACGCUCAAAAGUGAUUAUCUUUCCCAAUAGAGCUAGAUACAAAACCCUGACUCGUAAGUUUGCUAUUUAUUCUUCCCCAGUGUGGACAUAGCUGUUGUUGUUUUUUGGUCUUUAACAGGUAUACUAAGGUUUGAGUUUCACUUUCUGUAAGUCCCAGUAUUGCUAAAAUGAGACUAGCUAUAAAAAACAAAAAAAAUAGCUUUACAUUCAAAUGCCAUUCACAUAUUUAUAAUGACUCCAAAAAAAUGUAAACAACUGUGUGUUUUUUUUUUUUAUUAUGUUAGCAUGUUUCUGAUAUGACAUUGUUUUUUGCUUUUAAUCCAAAUCAGUUGGGAAAAUCUAGCCAGUACCCAUCAAGGGUAUUUUAUUCAGUCACUAAAUGGAUUACUAAUUUAAUUUGAAGGGAAUGAAGUUUGUGUAAGAAAAUAAAAAGCUGUUUACUAUUUAUAAACUGUAAUUCUUCUUAAACAUCAAACUGUAUUGUUUUCAUAUUCAUUUCCCCUCCACUGAAAAAUAUCUUAAAUCAUAAUAUUUUAACUGGUUUUUAAUCCAAAACUAAUUUAUAAGACAGUAUGUAUAGUAAUAGUAGCUUGAGUGAAUAAGCAAAAGUUUAAUUUUUAUAUAUGUCACACUAUAUUUUAAAUAGUUAAAAAAAGACUAAAGAAGGGAGCGCCAUCAAUGAUAUAGAUGGUGCCAUUUCAGUUCAAACUUGUAAUAACCUUUGGAGUGUUACAGUUUGGUUGUCAAUGGUUUCAGAAGUGUAUAAUUGAUUUUUUUAGUGUUGCAUUGUUUGACUCUAAAGUACAGCACUAUAACAUGCUUUAGCUUGGGUUCGGGGGGUGGGGGGGACUUGCACUUAUUCUUUAAGAUGUUGACUAAUCCAGAAAGCCUGAUGCAACAUAACCUGGAAAACCGCUUUGGUAUAUUUGUAGAAAUCUCUAGAAAUAUCAUAUCCAGCCUCAAAGCAUUAAUCUCAAAAAAAAAACCACCAGAAAAAACAUUACCUUGAGUGAUCCUGUGAUGGUUGUUGAAUGUGUUCUUAUUAGAUGCUUUGAAAUGAGGCUUAAAAUGAUUUUUCUGGGCAAUAUAGACUUUCUUUUUUCUUUUGCUUAGAAUGUCCUAAAUGUAUGUGAACACGUUUCAUGCAGGGCUUUCCAUCCUCUCCAGGACGUCAACAGUAUUUUCAGAAUAAAGACUAUGAAAUAUAUUGCUGUAGUGGAAAAUUCUGGUCCUUUGUCUUUAAUGUCUUUUUGAGUGGAUAAAGGAAAUUUACCUGGUUUGUAGUUUCUAUAUUUCUGUGAAUCUUUUGACCUUGCAAUGGGUUGCAAUAAAAGAGAAACAAAA
Messenger RNA from Miniopterus natalensis, 4282 nucleotides. It is a transcript of the gene FBXL17, whose product is annotated as F-box and leucine rich repeat protein 17. Gene Ontology annotation, molecular function: protein binding. NCBI's taxonomy places the organism in Eukaryota, Metazoa, Chordata, Mammalia, Chiroptera, Miniopteridae. Gene Ontology annotation, cellular component: cytoplasm. The record is from RefSeq and is a predicted model, not a curated record.